GGGAUAGGGCUGAGAAUAUGUUGCAACUUUGUUUGUAUGCAACAAUCCAUAUUUGCUUUGACCCAACCACGACUGACAUUAUCUUCAACCUCUAAAUUACGUUGUAUUCAACCCAUGCGCUUGACUAAGCUCACACUUUGGUCUUCAGCUUCAAUAUUCAUCCAACAUUAUUAAUAUUCAAUUAUUUCGUUCUCCUGUUGUAAUUGAUUUGUGUAAACAUCUAGAAAUAGUCAAAGCAAAAGACUAAUGAAUAUAAUGAAUUGGAAGCCAUUUCCAAAGUCUCAAAAUACCUUUAAAAAGCUCAUUUAAAGCUAAGGUCAUUCCCAUCUCCAUUCAAAUUUUUUUUUUUUCAAGUACCCAUUUAGCCUUUUUUUUUUCUUGUACUGUUUCUGUCUGUUGAUUAAUUUAUUUGAUUAGAGAGAGAGAAAGCAAAUUAGAUGAUGGCAUGCUUUUUGCCUCUUAAUAGCAGGAAUUUGGAUGUAAGCUUUUUUGUCUUCAGGCCAACUGUAGUUUUAGUUGAUGAACUUCUGGAAACCCUUAAGCAGUUUUCUGGAAGCACCGAGAAUCUUGGGUGUGUUCACAGUUCCAUUCUCAAAAGCAUCCAUGGAAAUAUGAUCAUAUGGUAUGGAGCAUGGAUGAAGAAGUCGAGUGAAAACAAAGAGUUAUUAACUGAAGCCCUUCUAUCAAUGUUAACAAAUAUAUCAAGCAUGGCAAUCUUGAUUGAACAUGGAUUCUUCGAUGCAUAUGCCGGAGAAUCAAGAGACGGUUCCUCAGCGGCGAAAUUCUCAACCGGAGAUGCAAUAUCAAUGAACAUGAUAGUGCCGGAAUCCGGAGACAUAAAUGAAAUAUCCUAUGCAAAUUUAGCGAUAUUUAAAUCUCACUUCGUGAAAAUGGGAGGUGCAACUGCCGGAGUAUGCCUGAAAUGCCAAAGCAAGCCUAGAGUGGCAUGUCUUUAUGUCUGGAAAUCUCUGCAAUUUUGUUACUCCUGGAUUAUAAAUUCUGACCAUAGAAAGACCAUGCUUCCAUAUCUUGAACGUUUUUCUUUUGACAUUAAGUAUGAUAUUUUUAGGGUAAUUUUUGUUAGUAGUGAAAAUGUGUCAAGUUACAAGCAUCGUUCUCCUAAUCACAUGUUACAAAAUGGAGGCAAUAGCAAAGAAAAGGGAACAGUAAUUAUGCAAGGUUGAAACUUUUGAACCAUGUAAAUUAAUGAUGUAUAAUGUAAAUUAAUAGUGUUCACUAAGUCGUAUGCCUCUUUCUUUUAUAA
This is a messenger RNA of Jatropha curcas, 1264 nucleotides long. RefSeq lists its product as uncharacterized. The record is from RefSeq and is a predicted model, not a curated record. NCBI's taxonomy places the organism in Eukaryota, Viridiplantae, Streptophyta, Magnoliopsida, Malpighiales, Euphorbiaceae.